AUGAAUACACGAGGACCAAGUAUAGCUCCGAGACAGAUUGGCACGAGCUCCCUGACUCAACCCAUCGCAAUCGCACAUUCGCCCAAUAAUAAUAAUAACACCAACUCAUCAUCGACGGGCUCGACUCCAAGCAGUAUAGCAGGCAGUAGCCCCGCGAAUCCAGCAUCACCACCCACAGAUGAUAUCUCCAUCAGAAUGCAGGGGCACACGACCAGCAGCAUUACGACGCUGAUUAUGACUUCAAAAGAAUGGGUCUUGCCACCGAGACCCAAACCCGGUAGGAAGCCAAGCGUCGAUACGCCGGCAUCGAAAAGAAAAGCACAAAAUCGGGCGGCACAACGGGCGUUUCGUGAACGGAGAGCCACUAGAGUGCAGGAACUCGAGCAGAAACUAAUGGAAGUUGGCAAGGAGAAGGAAGUCAAGGAGAUGGCGUUGAUCAGCACCAUAAAUAAAUUGAAAGCCGAAAACCAUUUCUUGACAAAGAAUAUGGAGCAAUUGCGGCAGGACAUGAACGAAAUGAAACUACAAAUGGAGCAACUGCUGCUGCUGCAAGUUGGAGGUGCGAUGAGUCACGCUCAAACACGGCACCAUAAUGUGCUAUCAUCCACCCACCAUCAACAUCAACAUCAACAACAUCAGCAACAUCAGCAAAAACAACACCAACAACUCCGAAAUAGCACCGAGACAAAUGCCACUAUAUCCCCGUCAAACAACAGUAUAUCCCCCACGGGCUCAUCGUACUCACUACAGCAAAUUUCACCGGCGCCGUCAGCGGAUCUGCCUCAGAAUAUCACACUUUAUACCCUGCACCUGCACCUGCACCUGCAGCAAUACAACAAUCGCAACUCGAAUCAAAUCAUGACCCCACUGUCGAAUAAAACUACCCCAGAUAAGCUCUUGCUUCCCGCAAACCCAAAUGCAGAGAUAGACGCAUCAAACUUUGACUGCGGCGUUUGCGUCAAGGAAGAAUGCUUAUGUGAGUCGGUGGGGUUGAAAGAACCAAGCAAAAACCCGACAGAUCUGCAAACUCAACUUGAACAGCAGUUGAAAUCAUUCAAACCUGAGCCCGCGGUAUCCCUCAAGAGAAAGAGAAAAGCACCGGGCGUGGACGAAGUCAAGGAAGUUGACUUUACGCGGCAAUUUGCCACCAAGUCGAAACCAAUGCCGGAUUUGAAAAAGUUGAAAAAGAACACAACGUCGAACAAGACCGACGGCACCACCGCCACGGCAUCUCAUACAUCGUCAAGCUUUAACGAGGACUCGCCUAUGGAAAACUGCGGUUUCUGCUCAGAUGACACGCCAUGUGUAUGUCGAGAAGCCGCAAAGGAAGCCGCGAGACUAAACGCCUCAUUGAAUAGCAACAUCAUAGUCGAAGAAGAAGAAGGAGAAGAACAAGAUGAUGAUGGUCACGAUGAAGGAAUUGUCGAGUUUGGACGUGGUCACCACAGCAGAACACUACCUCCCAUCCAGUUCACCCAGGGAAGCCGCAAGUUGUCACUACCAGUAAUGCACCCGGGCCCACUGGUGGAAAUUCGAGAAAUCACAAACCUCACCCCCGGGGCAGUGCCCACGGUGAUUGCACGGACCCAGGAUCCAAUGCAAGCAAUCCAAACAGUCAUAGUCGAAGAACAACAACAAGAACAAGCACAAACACAAACACAAACACGAGAACAAGAACAAGACAAUGAUGGUGAAGACGGCGGAUGCACCGGUAACCCAGGCGCAUGCAAGCAAUGCCAAAUGGACCCCAUGAGCACCCUCUUCUGCACCACGGUAGCAUCAAAAAGCAGCGAACUAUCAUCAGUUCGACCACACUCAUCGCGCACCAGCUCCAAGACGUCGAUGCUGCUCCAACUCAACUUGCCCAAUGCUCCUCCCCCACCACCCCCCACUACUUCCAUCAAUGGUGAUGCGCCUAGUCCCAUCCCGCCGCCUUUGCUCGCGAGCGGCACCUUCAUCAACAAUAGCACGAGUGGGCCCUCGACUCCCAGCGCCACGGGUUUGAGUGGUGGUGCUGGCGCGGGCGCGGGCGGGAUGUUUAUACCUUGUGCUGAUGCGUACAAGACCCUUUCUCGACACAAGAAAUUCAACAGUGUGGAUUUCAGCACGUUGGUGGGGAAGUUGACUACGCGUGGUAUGCAGGUUGAAGUUCAAUCCGUGGCCAAUGUGUUGCGAGAAUUGGAUAGACGGUUGUAUAAUUGA
Molecule: messenger RNA, 2202 nt
Organism: Lodderomyces beijingensis
Lineage: Eukaryota; Fungi; Ascomycota; Pichiomycetes; Serinales; Debaryomycetaceae
Source: the annotation of a GenBank genome assembly